This is a messenger RNA of Bipolaris victoriae FI3, 207 nucleotides long. RefSeq lists its product as hypothetical. Lineage: Eukaryota; Fungi; Ascomycota; Dothideomycetes; Pleosporales; Pleosporaceae. The record is from RefSeq and is a predicted model, not a curated record. The annotation marks the transcript as partial. The transcript has a single exon.
ACUAUUCCCGCACACCUUGCAUGGAUAUCCUCCAAUCACAAUCUCCACCUUUACGGCUCCAUCACACGUUUCAGGAAGGUCCGCAAGCUUUGUUUUAUUGGCGACUGCAUGAUGCUAUGUGAUUGCUUAUUCACUCUCAACCUCUGCCCGAUGGCACGGCCUACGCGGCCUGCACGGCUGACAUACUUGACGGUUUAUCACGCUUGA